AUGGUAUCUAAUUUUCUUGUUGAACAUCCGAGUGGACCCUUUUUUGAACUUAGUGAAGAUGAAUGGAAACAAGCGGUUGCAAAAUAUAAAAAAUUAACCGUCGAUAGUGAUGUUGACUAUCUCAGUCGAACAGCAACAGCUAGUAUCAAUAUCGGAACAGACGCUUAUUUUGAUAAUGAUACAAUUUUAAAUUUACGUGGAAAAUUACCGUAUAAAGUUAAACUAGCGGAAAUUCAUGAAAAACUUGCAAAACAUCCAGCUUUUCGGAAGGUUACAAAACUAGAGAUGUUGGCGAGGAAAUACAAUAUGAAGAUUAUAUACUGUCCUAAAUAUCAUUGUGAACUAAAUGUAAUUUAAGGUCUUUGGUGCAAUCAAAAGGCAUUUGUUCGUUCACAUACAGAUCAAAGUUUUGGCAAAAUGAUAAGAUUAAUAGCGGAUUCUCGUACACAUUUUGUCGAACGAAAUAUAGCAUUAAAGUUAUUCCGACGCUUCUGACGUUCAAUCGAAGCAUAUUCUCAAGGUCAAACAUAUGUUGACGUGUUACAACUGUUUUUCAGUCAACUUUGCAAAACAUCAGUUCAAUCGCAUCGUCGAAUAUCAAACAGAAACAUAAACCAAUCUUAAUAAACAUUCUUUUUUGCUAUUUUAAUACUUUUAUUUAGGGUACCUCCCCUCAUAUUACAUAGCCAAGCAUAAUGAGUGAUUAAUUUAUCUAUUAAAGGGCAUAAAAUAUCGAUUAAUAUCACAAUACUAUGAUUUUUUAAGAAGGAUUUCCAGAGACACAUUGGAGAUCCUCCGAAGAUCCAGAAAGUGUGCCUAUUGAAUUCAUCAUCAAUUUUUACCUAUGUGAACAAAUUU
Rotaria sordida is the source of this 858-nucleotide messenger RNA. Lineage: Eukaryota; Metazoa; Rotifera; Eurotatoria; Philodinida; Philodinidae. The record is from the annotation of a GenBank genome assembly.